This is a messenger RNA of Cebus imitator (Panamanian white-faced capuchin), 3861 nucleotides long. It is a transcript of the gene SLC1A4, whose product is annotated as solute carrier family 1 member 4. Gene Ontology annotation, biological process: L-serine transport; L-glutamate transmembrane transport. Bases 249 to 2147 code for a protein of 632 amino acids. The record is from RefSeq and is a predicted model, not a curated record. Gene Ontology annotation, molecular function: symporter activity; L-threonine transmembrane transporter activity; L-alanine transmembrane transporter activity. The transcript is spliced from 10 exons. NCBI's taxonomy places the organism in Eukaryota, Metazoa, Chordata, Mammalia, Primates, Cebidae. Gene Ontology annotation, cellular component: plasma membrane.
CCUUCCCGGUCUGCGUCCGCGCUCACGGCUUCAGCUUGCAUCAUCUCCAGCCUGCGGCUGCUCCGGGGAGGCUGGGCGCGGCGCAACCCUCUCCGCCGGUGGCUCCAGCACUUGCUCCGCGCCUCUCGUCGCCCUUCUCGCACCUGGUCCUGAUCCAGGCCGGGAGACCCCCGGGGCCGCUUCCCAGAACCUGCGGAGCUCAGUGGCCGAUCUCCCGCCACCUCUAGCUGGGAGCGGCGUGCAGCGCCAUGGAGAAGAGCAACGAGACCAACGGUUACCUCGACAGCGCCCAGGCGGGGCCUGCGGCCGGGCCUGGAGCUCCGGGGACCGCGGCGGGACGCGCCGGGCGUUGUGCGGGCUUCCUCCGGCGCCAAGCGCUGGUGCUGCUCACCGUGUCCGGGGUGCUGGCGGGCGCGGGCCUGGGCGCGGCGCUGCGCGAGCUCAGCCUGACCCGCACGCAGGUCACCUACCUGGCAUUCCCGGGCGAGAUGCUGCUCCGCAUGCUGCGCAUGAUCAUCCUGCCGCUGGUGGUCUGCAGCCUGGUGUCGGGCGCCGCCUCCCUCGACGCCAGCGCCCUCGGGCGUCUGGGCGGCAUCGCCGUCGCCUACUUUGGCCUCACCACACUGAGUGCCUCUGCGCUCGCCGUGGCCUUGGCAUUCAUCAUCAAGCCGGGGUCCGGUGCGCAGACCCUUCAGUCCAGCGACCUGGGGCUGGAGGACUCAGGGCCUCCUCCCGUCCCCAAAGAGACGGUGGACUCUUUCCUCGACCUGGCCAGCUGGGGCUCACCGCACAAUCGAAAGAGCAGGGCUGCAUCUUUGAGCAAGCACCAGUUUCUACCGUUAGGUGGGCGUGUGUUAGGAAAGAGCCAGCCGCCCCACCUGUUCUUUACUCCUUAUACUCUCGCGCUGCUCUCCCCGCCCAUGAAGCUACUGGGUGAAUGUGAGGAGUUGGAAAAGUGCCUGAAGACAGAGCUCUGGGAAGCAAAACUGUUUGCCCGAGAGGCAGCUGAUCCCAGAUUAGAAGAGAGCUCACGACGAGAGCGCGGGAGUGCCCUUGGCGUCUCUAGUUCGGUCUUCACCUGUGCACUAACAGUGGGUUUUUCUUCCUCUUCAUCACAGUAUGCAACCGAUUAUAGAGUCGUGACCUACAGCAGCAGCUCUGGAAAUGUAACCCAUGAAAAGAUCCCCAUGGGCACUGAGAUCGAAGGGAUGAACAUUUUAGGAUUGGUCCUGUUUGCUCUGGUGUUAGGAGUGGCCUUAAAAAAACUAGGCUCCGAAGGAGAAGACCUCAUCCGUUUCUUCAAUUCCCUCAACGAGGCGACAAUGGUGCUGGUGUCCUGGAUUAUGUGGUACGUACCUGUGGGCAUCAUGUUCCUUGUUGGAAGCAAGAUUGUGGAAAUGAAAGACAUCAUCGUGCUGGUGACCAGCCUGGGGAAAUACAUCUUCGCAUCUAUAUUGGGCCAUGUUAUUCAUGGAGGAAUUGUUCUGCCACUUAUUUAUUUUGUUUUCACACGAAGAAACCCCUUCAGAUUCCUCCUGGGCCUCCUCGCCCCAUUUGCGACAGCAUUUGCCACCUGCUCCAGCUCAGCGACCCUUCCCUCUAUGAUGAAGUGCAUCGAAGAGAACAAUGGUGUGGACAAGAGGAUCAGCAGGUUUAUUCUCCCCAUCGGGGCCACUGUGAACAUGGAUGGAGCAGCCAUCUUCCAGUGUGUGGCCACGGUGUUCAUUGCCCAGCUCAACAACGUAGAGCUCAAUGCAGGGCAGAUUUUCACCAUUCUGGUAACCGCCACAGCGUCCAGUGUUGGAGCAGCAGGCGUGCCAGCUGGAGGGGUCCUCACCAUUGCCAUUAUCCUGGAGGCCAUUGGGUUGCCUACUCAUGACCUGUCUCUGAUCCUGGCUGUGGACUGGAUUGUGGACCGUACCACCACAGUGGUGAAUGUGGAAGGGGAUGCCCUGGGCGCGGGCAUUCUCCACCACCUGAAUCAGAAGGCAACGAAGAAAGGCGAGCAGGAACUGGCUGAGGUGAAAGUGGAAGCCAUCCCCAACUGCAAGUCUGAGGAGGAGACGUCACCCCUGGUGACACACCAGAAUCCCCCUGGCCCCGUGGCCAGUGCCCCAGAGCUGGAAUCCAAGGAGUCGGUUCUGUGAGGAGGCUGGGCUUUGGGCUUGCCUGCCAGCAGUGGUGUCCCACCCUGUUCACCCAGCCGCCAGUCGUGGACACAGGGCACUGCCCCUGCCAACUUUUAAUCUCCCAAGCAAUGCUUUGGCUCAGUCGCUGGCCUGAGGCUUACCUCUCGGCACUGGCCUCAGGCUCCCCAGCAGGAACUGAUUACCAAGGACCAGGACACUCUAACAUUUGGCUUAAUCCAUGUCCAGGUGCAACUGUGUGUACACCAGGGAUCUGUUUGGACCCCUUGAGCUGCCAGGCUCAAGAAACCAUGGACUCACAGGGUCCUGUGGUCACACCUUGGAAAAAUGCAGAUGUAUUUCACUGUCCCUGGUCAGCUCUGUGUCAGAUGUUUUCUAAGCAAACCAAGGGGGUUUAUAGUCACCUAUUGCAUUGCCUCGAGUUGUAGUAAUUGAAAAAAUACCCAAAUUCUUAGCUGGACUUUGCUGGGCUGGGACUCAGGUGUUUAAAGAGUUUGUGCUAUAGCUAGGUGUGGGUGGCUUCUGAUUCCUGGGUCCUGGGAGACUGCAGGUGCCGUACAGCGUCAAGUUAGAAAUACUCCAGGUGGUGUUAGCACUGUGGGUGGGGGGUGGUUUCUGGUCCACAGCCUUAGGUAAACAUCUUAGAUUCUGAGGUCAAAGAAAAAAGGAGAGGGAAUGCAGCCUUGUGGGGGCGGGUGGGGGAGCGGAGGGUUCUCUAAUCAGGACAGGACAGGUUUCACACACAGUUGUCCCAGUUCUCAUCCCAGCCCUAGGGCACUUUUCUCCCUCCUUCCAGAGGCCUGGGCCUCUGACAACACUGUAGCUUUAUCUCCAUUCACUCUGAGUUGGCAACAGGCCAGAGAGGGGCCUCCUUCCCUGGGGAAGUGUGAUGUAGUAAUAUUCAGGACACUUGUUGGUUUAUCAGUCUAUUAUAUGAAUUCAACCGGACUCUGUAAAAUGCUGCACUGCAGCAAAAACAACAGCCACCACCCCAGAGAAAACCAUGUACUAACUGGAGUGAGGCACCCCCAUUCACAGAUUCCCAGGUCCCCUGGCUUUGGCUGACUUCAAAAUAUAGAUCCCUUUCUUGCCAGUAUAUCCACAUUUAAAAUUAUCAGCGAAAUGGUCCACGCUUUUCCAGUUACCUGCUGAUGUGGUUCUAAUCUUCUAAUCUAACUAAGGAGCUUUCAUAAAGGAGUUUACCAGUGAGAGGGAAGAUCUGAGAACCUGCUGUUUGACUGUGGUUGUUGACACGUAUUCAUGAUGUAACAGGUCCUGGGGCCUCACUUUACCCCAUUUGUAAGAUGGGGCUAAUGUCACCUGCCUCUUACCUACCUCAAAGGGAUUUGGUGAGGCAAACUGUUAAUCUGUGAAAAUGACCAUUUCACUUCUUGGCUAUCAAGUGCCACCCCAGUAUGCUCUUCUUUUUUGUGUAGGGGACAGCUUUCUCUACCCAGUCCUUCUGCUGGUGAGGACAGCCUUUCUGAGCAGAGCUUUGUUCUCUAUGCGCAUUAGGACUUUUAUCUAUGCCACUUGUUCUGUGUGUAAUUAGCAUCAAACACAGCCUCUUCCUCAUGUCCUUCAGGUUUUCACGAACUAGUGACCCCACCUUCCACUAUGGUUCUGGGCACUUCGCUGUGACUCCCAGACCCAGGCACUGUUUCUGCCACCCUGUAACAGGCCAUUAAAGCACCCCAGUGUUCAGCCUCCUUCA